Molecule: messenger RNA, 2922 nt
Organism: Betta splendens (Siamese fighting fish)
Lineage: Eukaryota; Metazoa; Chordata; Actinopteri; Anabantiformes; Osphronemidae
Product: E3 ubiquitin-protein ligase RNF126-like
Exons: 9
Coding region: 322-1335 (337 amino acids)
Biological process (GO): protein ubiquitination
Cellular component (GO): cytoplasm
Molecular function (GO): ubiquitin protein ligase activity
Source: RefSeq, a predicted model, not a curated record
AGACACACAAGCACCACCAAGUGGCAAAAUGUAGAAUGUAGUCAUAGUGAUCAAAUAAAUUCGACCUGUUCACAAUAAAAUAAAAAAAAACAUGUAAGGCAAUAGCAUCACGUUUGACAUUGCAUUAAUUGCAUAUUAACUCAUACAUAUAGGAUAGCCAAAGAACGCUAAAAAUCUAUAAAAAAAUAAUUGAGUUUAAUAGUAACAUAGAGGUGGGUUUGUUGUCUGUAAUUUAUUUUUACACUAAUAAUAAUAUAAUUUACUAUAUAAACUAUAUAAAACGACGUUUUCCAGUCAUCACGUGUUCGCCGUAGGUUCUAGAUGUCCUUUACGGGACUCCGUAGUGGCCCCUCCCCUCUACCUGGUAAUUUACUAAAGAUGGCUGAAGCUCCUCCAUGUCCCAGCCGGUUCUUCUGUCACAGAUGCUCGACAGAGAUUAGUCCUCGGCUUCCUGAUUAUACAUGUCCAAGAUGUGAAUCAGGGUUUAUUGAGGAGCUGCUGGAGGAGAGGAGUUCUGAAAAUGGCUCGAUGUCUACCAUCUCCAGUGGGCCCCAGACACAGCGGCCAUUUGAGAAUGUGGACCAGCAUUUAUUUACAUUCCCUUCAGGCUAUGGUCAAUUUGCUCUGGGUGUCUUUGAUGACAGUUUUGAAUUUGGGUCUGGACUUGGAACUGAGGACAAUCGGGAUGCAGAAAACCGACGAGAAAGGGAAACUGCAUCAAGACAACGGUAUAGUGCCAGGCAACCGAGAAGUCGCCACGGCUCGAGACGACAAGUAGGAAGACAUGAGGGAGUUCCCACUUUAGAAGGGAUUAUUCAGCAGUUAGUCAAUGGAAUAAUUGCACCUACUGCAAUGCCAAAUAUUGGUGUUGGACCUUGGGGUGUUCUCCACUCAAAUCCUAUGGAUUACGCCUGGGGGGCUAAUGGACUAGAUGCAAUUAUAACACAGUUAUUAAACCAAUUUGAGAACACAGGACCUCCACCUGCUGAUAGAGAUAAAAUUAAGAGUCUUCCAACAGUACAAAUUUCAGAUGAGCAUGUGGCUUCAGGACUUGAAUGUCCUGUGUGUAAAGAAGAUUACAGUGUUGGAGAAAAUGUGAGGCAGCUCCCAUGCAAUCACAUGUUCCACAAUGAUUGCAUAGUACCCUGGCUGGAACAGCAUGACACUUGCCCAGUGUGCAGAAAAAGCCUAAGUGGACAAAACACAGCAACAAACCCUCCAGAACUAUCAGGGAUGAACUUUACCUCCUCAUCUUCCUCCUCCUCAUCUUCAUCCUCAUCUACCCCUCAGUCUUCAAGCUCGGCCAGCAAUGAGAACUCCACUGAUAACUCCUAGAGACACAUUUGUUCUUAUCAACCUAUGAGCUGUUCAUUGCUCCUAGGCUGUACUUCAGAACAGGGAUCUUCAGUCUCCCCCUGCUAAAAAGCAGAGUCCUGAGUGCAUCUCCUCAGGAGCACUCAAGCCUAAUUCAGCGGUAAGUGAUACAUGAUAUCCAUGUAUUUUAUUGCUUGCCCUGUUUCGUCCACCUUCAUCAGGAACCUGAACAAAUGAAGGAUGGAGGCUUGUAGUGCAGCUUCUGUCAGGGAGGAUGUGGCGAAACGUAAAAACUUCAAGAGGCUGAAAAACCUGAAACGGAGAAAAGAAAACAAAAGAAUCCAAAGGUAGAAAACUCUGGACAUUAAGACAUUUGCAGUGUUUUUGUUUUUUAAUUUCUAAAUUUAUAUGACUUAAAACAACCCACUUUGGCCAGUAAAGCAAAAGAAAAGUUUUUUUGCUUUAUCUGACUAGUAUUCAUAUCACAGAUAAAGUGACUCAAAUUACACGGUUUAAGCGUGCACUUAAGUUGUGUUUGUGACCUAAAGGGGUGUUGCAUUUGGUUAAUUAGGUUCUCAAGAAUUACUAAAGAUUCACUUACAGAUUUAGGAUUACCUGACACCACACAGGUACCACUGUAUGUCACAUUGCAGGAAUUUUGUGCUGUUUUGGACAGUAACGUGAAAAAUAAACUUUAAAUCACACACACACACACACACACACACACACACACACACACACACACACACACACACACACACACACACACACACACACACACACACACACACCUUUUAAAAAUUUCUGCAAGCCCAAGAGUUUUUUUCACAUGAUACACCUAAACAUCUCUGUGCAUCUUAACAUACACACAACUUAAAUAUUUUCUAAAGUUGCCAGUUGAAAACCUGUUGCAGUAUGAUCAUGUAUAAAAUCAUUGAAAAUAAAGUUAUGAGUGUUACCACUCAAAAUCCAUGUAUAUGAAAUUCUCUGUGUGUACAUACAUUCUAAUUGUCUACUCAGGAGCAGGAGAGUAGUCUUAAAGUGGACUGAAUGACUUUGCAUGGCAUUCUAUUUUAAGAAGGGACAACGACUAAGAAAUAUCUUUUUAAUAUCCAGAGGCAGGGUUGGUUUCCUUUGCUGCAGUGAAUGUGUGGUACUGUGGUCAGACACUAGAUGAGAGUGCAUUACUUAAAAUGAGCAGGACAUUUUCUAUUGUGUAUUCAUUGGUACAAGAAAUAUUUUACAAUUGAACAAACAUGACACAUUUGUUCUAAUAGCACAUAAAUAAAGUGGUUGAAUGUUGAACCUGUUUGGCAAACAAUUGGGCUGUAUACUGGUUUGUGUUGCCCAGUACAAAUGAUGUGUUCCUUUGACGUCUUGCAGGCUCAUAGAAUAACCUAGUAUGAAGCGGUGAACAAUAGCAUCAUUAGUGUGCACUGCUGGAAGUGGAAUUCAAUGCAUAAUACUGUUUUUGUGUUAGUUCAAAGUAACGCCUCAACUAAAGGCAUGCAGAUAGUAAACAAAGUCUAUAUUCAGUGCUUCACCGAGUACCUGUCUGCUUCAUCUUAUCACCAAGCUAAUAAACUCUGCUUCCUUUAAUUGUUUAGA